AUGAAUUCUUCGGUUCUCAUAUCUUCUCACAUAUGCAGAAACGAAGAGGUGGCAGCUGGGGCAAUCAAUGCAAUACAAAAGUUGGCUAGUUUUCCUGAAGGCAUGGGCAUAAUCUUCCCAUCUACCAAAGGAGGUGAUACUGACCUCGGGGUUAUAGCAUCGCAAUGUUCAUCACUGGGCCGAGUUCGUGUCUUGGCUUUAGUGGUGAAGCUUUUCUCUGUAUCUAUGUCAGCAGCAUCUGCCAUACACAGUUUAAAUCUACUUAGUUUGUUGGAGGCAGAAAUCAGAAGUGCAGAUGAUACCCUUGCAACUUUAAGCGUUUUCGAGCUUCUCUAUGAGCUAGCAGAGGUGGAGCAUGGUUCAGAAUUUUUGUCGAAGUCUAGCCUCUUUCAACUGCUUUCAUCAAUAAUUAGCGACGAUUCCAAGGAUUCAUUUUUAAGAUCAAGAGCAAUGAUGAUAAGUGGAAGGCUACUAUCCAAGGAAAUUACACACUCCUUCAUUGAUGAACCAUGUGCUAAAACUGUGAUUUCAUCCAUUGAUGAGAGGCUUCAGUCCUUGGACCCUUCGAAUAGAGAUGAAUUUGAAACUGCACUUGAAUCAUUGGGUCAAAUAGGAUUAUCUAUCAGAGGAGCUAAAUUACUACUCUCAGGCACAUCACCUGCUGCUAGACAUGUUAUUUAUGCUGCUUUUGAUCGACAAGGACCAGAGAAGCAUGGUAGACAACUGGCUGCAUUGCAUGCUCUUGGAAACAUCUCAGGUGAAACCAGAUCUGAGAAUUUCAUCAUACUUGAUGGUGAAGCAGAAGAAAAUCUGCUUCGCUUACUCUAUGAAACAGCAUCCAGGAGCUCAAAGCUGACACCAUCGGGUCUUUUUCUGUCAGUUUUGCAGCAAGAUUCAGAAAUUCGUAUAGCGGGUUAUAGAAUGAUAAGUGGAUUGGUUUCUCGACCACAGUGCUUGAUGGAAAUAUGCUCAAGGCAAGAGAUUAUAAAUAUUGUGACCGACCCAAGUACCGAAACAACAAAGAUAGGAAUGGAAGCUAGAUAUAACUGUUGCAAGCGGAUACACAAAUCAUUGACGCAGUCUAGUGGAGUUUCUGCUGAUCCUACUUUUGCAGGAAUAGCAGCAAAACUGCAGGAAGCUGUAGGAAUGGGUCCGUAUCUUCAUAGAAAGCGUGGUGGUGAAGCUCAACCUAUUGUGAUGACGGCUGAUAGAUUUUAG
Messenger RNA from Vicia faba (fava bean), 1218 nucleotides. NCBI's taxonomy places the organism in Eukaryota, Viridiplantae, Streptophyta, Magnoliopsida, Fabales, Fabaceae. The record is from the annotation of a GenBank genome assembly.